AUGCCAUUACCUGAUCCUAUAUGGGAAUAUUUUAACAAGUUGGGACAUGUGGUUGGUAACUUUGAUAGAAAAAAAAAUUAUUUUGGAAGUUUAUAUAAAGAAAGUGACAAUGAAACGUCUAUAAGUACAACUACUUCAACGUCAUCAGCUGUUAAUUGUAUUUCAAAAAGAGAACAAGAUUCUCUUGAAUUGGUAUUUGCAAAAUCUGUAUUUUGCUGUGGUCUUUUUUUGUCACUAUCUGAAAUAAAACCUAUUAAAGAUUUGUGGCAACAAGCAAAACCAACUUUUAGACUUCCUAGCCGAAAAAAAUUUUUACAAAGUUAUUAG
Messenger RNA from Dentiscutata erythropus, 327 nucleotides. NCBI's taxonomy places the organism in Eukaryota, Fungi, Glomeromycota, Glomeromycetes, Diversisporales, Gigasporaceae. The record is from the annotation of a GenBank genome assembly.